Molecule: messenger RNA, 342 nt
Organism: Cyphellophora europaea CBS 101466
Lineage: Eukaryota; Fungi; Ascomycota; Eurotiomycetes; Chaetothyriales; Cyphellophoraceae
Exons: 2
Coding region: 1-342 (113 amino acids)
Biological process (GO): intracellular protein transport
Cellular component (GO): Sec61 translocon complex
Source: RefSeq, a predicted model, not a curated record
AUGGCUUCCGCCCGCCCCUCGUCUCCCCUGACCUCGGGUCCCGAAUCCGGCCCCGACUCUUCAGGUCCCGCCGCAAAGUCCAGCGCUACCUCGAUCGCCCGUGCCGGCUCCCCUCCCGGAGGUCCUCGCUCUGCUAUCCGACGACGUGCUGCCGCAGACCACAAAGAGUCGGUCAAGAAUGCGCGGCCCUCAAGCACACGAGCAGCUGGCGCAGGUGGCAGCUCAGGAACCAUGCUGAGACUGUACACUGACGAGAGCCCGGGUCUCAAAGUCGACCCUAUGGUCAUCCUGUUCUUGAGCCUGGGCUUCAUCUUCAGCGUGGUGGCAUUACACUGUAAGUGA